Molecule: messenger RNA, 2369 nt
Organism: Heteronotia binoei (common prickly gecko)
Lineage: Eukaryota; Metazoa; Chordata; Lepidosauria; Squamata; Gekkonidae
Gene: PIP4P2
Product: phosphatidylinositol-4,5-bisphosphate 4-phosphatase 2
Exons: 7
Coding region: 239-1012 (257 amino acids)
Biological process (GO): phosphatidylinositol dephosphorylation
Cellular component (GO): lysosomal membrane; plasma membrane; late endosome membrane
Molecular function (GO): phosphatidylinositol-4,5-bisphosphate 4-phosphatase activity
Source: RefSeq, a predicted model, not a curated record
CCUCCGCGCCCCUCCCCCUCUCCAUUGAUCAACUUGUACCUUGGAGAUAGCCUUGGCGAGCCUUUCCCUCCCCCCCCCCACCCCCGGCUGCCGCCAGCUUCUCUCGCCUCUUUCCUCCGUUUGUCCCUCUCCCCUCCCCCCCUCGCCACUGCCUUGUGACACGCACAUUGUGGGAGUGUGUGUGUGGAUAGGGGGCUCUUCGCUUGCCAGCUUCUGGCUGCUCCCUACUGCAGUAGUCAUGGCUGCGGAUGGGGUGGAUGAACGCUCCCCUUUGCUGUCAGCCCCCGGCUCGGGCAAUGUCACGCCUACCGCACCGCCGUAUUUUCCAGAAAGCAGCCCUAGAGCCGAACUGCCACCUCCAUAUACCGCCAUUGCCAGUCCAGAUGCCAGUGGUGUUCCUGUAAUCAAUUGCCGUGUGUGCCAUUCGCUAAUCAACUUGGAAGGGAAGCUUCACCAGCAUGUUGUCAAAUGCACAGAUUGCAACGAAGCUACGCCAAUCAAAAACCCUCCUUCAGGGAAAAAGUACGUUAGAUGCCCAUGUAAUUGUCUUCUUAUCUGUAAGGAUACAUCACGGAGAAUAGGAUGUCCAAGACCCAACUGUAGACGCAUCAUUAAUCUUGGUCCAGUUAUGCUGAUUCCAGAGGAGCAACCAGCACAACCGGCAAUACCUGUUCAGCCAGAAGGCACUAGAGUGGUGUGUGGACACUGUGGAAAUACAUUCUUGUGGAUGGAACUAAGGUUUAACACUUUGGCAAAGUGCCCACAUUGCAAAAAAAUCUCUUCUGUUGGAUGUGCACUCCCACGAAGACGCUGUUGUGCAUACAUUACCAUUGGAAUGAUAUUUAUCUUCAUUGGAGUUGGAUUAACUGUCGGUACACAAGAUUUUGCCAGAAAUUUUCAUGCCACAUAUGUUUCUUGGGCUAUUGCUUAUCUCUUAGGAUUGGUCUGCCUAAUUCGAGCUUGUUAUUGGGGAGCCAUAAAAGUCAGUUAUCCAGAACACAGUUUUGCAUAGUCUCCUUAAUGGUAGGUUAUAGAAAGUGGGAAUCUCUAGAAUUCUGAUAAUAUGAGCAGAAUAAUUUAAACUUUUCCUUUAAUGUUUCCAUUCUGUUACAAGUAGUUUUUAAGACUGGGCAUCCUUUAAUAACAAAUGUUAAUUGCACUACAUUAUAUGCAAAUCAUUUGUUUUGCUGCUAGAUUCCCAAGCUCUGAAUACUAAAGCUUUGUUUACACAAUCAUACAUCUGUCUUAAAAGUACUGCUAUAUUGAAUUCCAUCCUACAGUAUUCUUUUUCUGUAUAAAACAUUGGUCUGUGCCAUUUGGGUAUGUGUAUGCAGAAGCAAGAAGUGUUUAUAGGCGUUUCUACAACUGCUUCACAUUUGUAAGUACACUUUAAAAACAAUCAAAGUGGCUUGCUUUAAACUUUAAGCAAUAAGCAUUUUGCUUGGACUGCUUACUGUAACUUUUGCCUAAGAUCAGAGUGGCUACUGAAUGUACAUCAUUUUUGGAGAGUGGAGCUUUUGUUAGAGAGACACCAUUUGUAAACACCCUAUGCUUUCAGAUUUCCAGGUCAAGAGAUGCAAUAUUUUGGUAUACCUUAACAAGUUAUUUUAUCCACAAUUUAAGUUCACAUUUGGGUUUUUUUUUUUCUUUGAAGGACCCUGGGACUUAAAUGUUUUUUACCUUUUUACAGGAAAAUCCUUAAAGCCAUGGAUUUAUGGAACAAUUAUUUGUAUGAGUUCCUUUACAGGGUCUAAGUAAGGGAAGUAUUUGAUAUGACUUGUUUUAUAAAUGUAGUUGACUAUAAGGUGAUGUAGGGUUACCUCUUGCUUUGGUUGGAUCAUGAUUUAUUUUCUCUAAUGGGAGAAUAAUUCUCUGUUCACCACAAAGGGAGAUAUUAUAGCUUUACACUAAUUGACAUGAAAUGAAAUAGAGUAAACAAUUACUCUAAUCAUUCCAUCAAGGUAUAACUGGUCAGUGUAAUACUGAUAACUAGUCAGAUGGUAAAUGUAAUUUUAAUGAAGCCUGUUCACAAAUGAAUAAGGGGACCAGUUAUUGCACUGCCCAAGUUUUACAUGAAGUUUUUCUAAAUUCUGAAGGAAUACCCUGAGCUCUUUAGAUACAGUAGUCAUUAGAUAAUGGGGGUCAAGAGGGUAGAUUAAUGUGGAUGUUCCAGGGUUGUAUAUAGUAUUUUAAAUUACCUGUAUUCCUUUUGGGGCAAAGCAAUGCUUGAAUGAGAACUUGGAGCACAAUAAAUAUCCUUCAAAUGGUACAUUAAAGUCUUUGUAUAAUGUUCAAUGUAUGAAAGCAGUAGCUCAGGAUUACCAUGUACCUUUUAAAAUACACUAAUAAAUAUUAUUAUUCAAAGCUAA